UAUUCUAUGUGCCUGACCACAAUUUUUCAAAGGAGUUUAUUUGCGCAUGUUAAUGACUAUCGGACAGAUUUGAAAAUAUCUUAUUCUGCCCGUCCGUUAUGUACCGCUCUACUGACCGCCUUCCAGGGUAAAAGUUCUGUCAGGCCCCAACAAAAAUCUGGAUUAUGCCCAGUGCCGGCACACCUCUUAACUCAAGUGAGGGCGGCAAAGUCGAGGAAAGACAAUCCCAAGGCCUCAGCGAUCCUGAGGCCAGCAUGGCCAUCGACUGUGUCCUGCGCCCAGACCGGUCCUAGGACCACGGACCCAGGACCUGAAGGGCCCUCUGUCCACUGUACCAGGCAGAAAGAGGGAGGUGUAAGGAUCCAUAUGUAG
This is a messenger RNA of Rasamsonia emersonii CBS 393.64, 372 nucleotides long. RefSeq lists its product as uncharacterized. The annotation marks the transcript as partial. The transcript has a single exon. NCBI's taxonomy places the organism in Eukaryota, Fungi, Ascomycota, Eurotiomycetes, Eurotiales, Trichocomaceae. The record is from RefSeq and is a predicted model, not a curated record.